Talaromyces marneffei is the source of this 5622-nucleotide messenger RNA. RefSeq lists its product as uncharacterized. NCBI's taxonomy places the organism in Eukaryota, Fungi, Ascomycota, Eurotiomycetes, Eurotiales, Trichocomaceae. Gene Ontology annotation, molecular function: 3-oxoacyl-[acyl-carrier-protein] synthase activity; fatty acid synthase activity. The transcript is spliced from 2 exons. Bases 1 to 5622 code for a protein of 1873 amino acids. The record is from RefSeq and is a predicted model, not a curated record. Gene Ontology annotation, biological process: secondary metabolite biosynthetic process; fatty acid biosynthetic process.
AUGGAUUACAAGAACUUAGACAGGAGGCCCUCGGCAGCAUUCUUCUGCCCACAAAACAAACCACCAAAAGCAAACUAUCUAGACCUGAUUCGUCGUUAUCUACGUAAUAACGUUACUCUCCAACCAUUUAGAACUGCCAUACUUGAAUCGCUCUUCACAACAUGGCAGAUUCUCGGAGAAACGAAUCCCGCGAUCGCAGCAAUGACACAAGGCCCUCGAUAUAUACGACAUUUUCACGAUUGGAUUGCUGCAACGGAGUCACCGUCAACAUCAACUGAGAUGCAGUGGACGGACACCAUGUCAGGGAUGAUCUCCCUACCUUUGUUGACAAUCAUGCAAAUUGUGCAAUACUUCCAAUACCUUGAAACUCGAGAGAUUACUCACAGUCAGUUUGUCGAAGAAAUUAGGAUAGGUGGAGCGCAAGGCUAUUGUGGUGGAUUGUUGCCCGCAGCAGCAAUAGCGGCGUCUCGCAAUGAAGACGAAGUUGUUCACAAUGCAGGUAUCGCCCUAAGACUAGCUCUCGCCAUAGGAGCUUAUGCGGAGUUGGGAGAUGACGAAAAUAUUCCUGGGCCAACAACGGUGGUGCUACGGACGAAGUACUCAGGACAGGCGGAGGAGAUAGUGUCCAAGUUCCCAGGAACUUAUAUAUCGGCUAUAACGGACCCAGAGACAAUAAGUAUUGUUGGGCCUGUAAAUGUUGUGGAGGAACUUCGAGCCUACGCUGAAGGUCAAGGCAUAAAAGCCACAAAAUUACACCUCCGAGGCAAAGUCCACAAUCCCGAAAAUAAGGACUUGUGCAAGGAAUUCAUCAACUUAUGCCACAAGUACCCCAGUAUGUUGAUGCUGCCCACUGCAGCCUCUUUGCAGACAUCGUUACGGUCAAACAAAACCGGGAAGGAAUUGAGAAGUUCAGCUACAACUGCUUCUCUAUCUAUUGAGGUACUGGAAAAUACUCUAGCGAACAAAUGUGAAUGGUACAAUCUCCUCAAUGGCAUGGCAAAAGAUCUCGACGCAAUCAGCAGAACAGAAAAGGAACACACUUUCGCUCUAUUUGGUACCGGAAGAAAGAACUGUGUUCCGACGAUGCCAUUUGAGGAAAAACAACUCCGUAUUUCUAAACUGGAUAUUGUGACCUAUGUUGAGAAACACGACAUUCCGAGAGAGGGGCGGACACUAGAUCAAUAUCCUGAAAACGCCAUCGCUAUUGUCGGCGCUGGUUGCCGAUUGCCUGGCGCGAACUCCAUCGAUGAGCUGUGGGAAAUUCUCAGUGCGGGAUCCUCCAGAGUUGAAAAGCUAAGAUCAUCGCGAUUCGAUUUAUCCACAGUUUCUCGGGGUUCAGUCGGACCAGAUGCCAAGCAAACGGCCAAGCGAGAGCUCUAUGGGAACUUCCUCGAUGAUGUUGAAUCCUUCGAUAGUAACUUCUUCGGAAUCAGCCCUCGUGAAGCCAUGUACAUGGACCCCCAACAACGUUUACUGCUCGAAACCGCCUACGAAGCGUUAGAUGGCAGUGGGUAUCUGCGUACUCACCGACGAGGUGAUUUUGACAAUGUCGGUUGUUUCAUUGGCGCAAGUUAUACCGAGUACCUCGAAAACACAAGUUCUUAUAACCCAACCGCGUACACGGCUACCGGUACUAUUCGAGCUUUCCAAAGUGGGCGGAUUAGCUAUCACUUUGGUUGGAGUGGCCCGUCUGAAGUUAUUGAUACAGCAUGCUCUGCAUCUCUUGUUGCUGUCAAUAGGGCUUGCAAAGCUAUCCAGUCCGGUGAAUGCCCAAUGGCUCUCGCUGGUGGCGUUAAUAUUAUCACUGGUGUCAACAAUUACUUCGAUCUUGGCAAGGCGGGAUUUUUGAGCACCACAGGACAAUGCAAGCCUUUUGAUGAGACUGCAGAUGGUUACUGCCGUGCCGACGGAGUCGGUCUAGUGGCUUUGAAGUCUCUGCGUCAAGCAGUUGCCGAUGGGAACAAUGUUAUGGGUGUUAUUAUGGGAGUUGGCACCAACCAGGGCGGCCUCUCUCCAGCAAUUACCGUUCCGUACUAUCGCGCUCAGAUUAGUUUAUUCAAGAAUGUGCUCAACCAGUCAGGUCUCAAAUCUGGACAAAUUUCCUACGUCGAAGCACACGGUACCGGCACUCAGGUUGGUGACCCAAUAGAAAUAUCCAGUGUCCGUGAAGUUUUCGGUGGUUCCGACAGAAGCGAGUUUGUGAAUAUGGGGUCCUUGAAAGCAAACGUUGGACACAGUGAAACUGCCGCUGGAAUCGGUAGUUUGAUGAAAGUCCUCGCUAUGCUCAAGCAUGGAAAGAUUCCUCCCCUAGCCGGGUUCAAGUCUCUGAAUCCGAAGAUUCCUGCUCUCGAACCAGACUAUCUCCGGAUUCCAACCGAGCUUCAGGAUUGGAAUUCCUCAUUCAGGGCUGCAUGUGUGAACAGUUACGGUGCUGCCGGUAGCAAUUCGGCUCUGAUUUGUGGAGAGGCUCCAAUAGUUACAGCAAUGACCGAUGUACUGCCCACGGAUACAAACAUGCAUGAAACUAGUCAUCUGCAAUAUCCACUCUUCUUGAGUGCUACAAACAAUUUCACCCUAAAGGCUAACGCUUCCAAACUUGCUCAAUACGUUCUCAAGAAUCAGCCUCGAGUUGCCGAUGUAGCUUACACUCUUUAUCAUCGCCGAAAACAUCACAGAGUCCAAUGGACUGGUCUUGCACAUGACCUUGAAUCACUUGUUCGGUCACUAGACAAGAUUGAGGAAGGCCUCGAAGUGCCAGCCUCUCCCAAAUCCGUGGUGCUGGCCUUCUCGGGCCAAAGCAAGCAAACUAUCGGACUCGACCCAUCGUGGUACGUCAGCUUCCCACGUCUCCGACACUAUAUCGACUUGUGUAACAAGAUUGUCAUACGAUUGGGAUAUUCUACUAUUCUGCCUGCCGUGUUCGCUACGGAUCCGGUCGAGGAUGUAGUUGCCCUGCAAUGUGGAACUUUUGCAUUUCAAUAUGCAUGUGCCAAAUGCUGGAUUGAUUCGGGACUGGAGGUCAAGGCUGCCGUUGGUCACAGCUUUGGCGAACUAACAGCAAUGGCCGUGACCGAAACUUUGUCGCUUGAGGAUGCUCUCCAUUUAGUCGCUGCUCGAGCUACUCUGGUGCAGACAAAAUGGGGUUCGGAACGAGGAACGAUGCUCGCUAUUGAGGCAACUUUGGAUACAACACGACAAAUCAUUACCGUUGUUAACGAAAACAUUGAAAUUGCAUGCUACAAUGGUCAGAAGAGCCAUGUGCUUGUGGGAACUGAAAGGAGUAUUGGUCAAGUUGAACACCUCAUCGCCACCGACAACCGGUUCAAGGGUACCCGCAAUACGCGAGUCAAGACAAGCCAUGGCUUCCAUUCUGUCUUUACUGAACCAAUCCUUCCAGAACUUGACGAAAUAGCACAAAAGCUUGAAUUCAAUGCACCUUCGAUCCCACUUGAAACAUCUACAGAGAAGCCGAUUAAUGAGGGCGAGCACGCGGUAGAACCCAGCCGAAUCGUACAACAUACUCGUACGCCUGUAUACUUUGGAGAUGCAAUCUCAAGGCUGGAAGAACGCCUAGGUCCUUGUAUAUGGCUUGAGGCAGGCAGCGACUCGCCUAUCAUUCCCAUGGUAAAGCGGGCUACGCACAAUCCAUCCCAACAUACUUUCCUCGGGCUAAAGGCCAAGGACAUUGCUCGCCCAAUUGAUGUCAUACCACAGGCUAGCCUGACACUUUGGCAAGAAGGAAUGUCUGUGUCCUGUUUUGAUGGUUUCUACUCUCACCCGCCGAAUGGAGUCACGUCCAACGUCUUCAACCACAUUUGGCUUCCGCCGUAUCAGUUUCAACGGACUCGGCAUUGGUUGCAAUACAUGGAUUUGGUGACAGAAGAGCGCAAAACAGUCGAUGAAAGGCUUCGCUCAGCUGGUGCAGUUGGAACGAUCGCUAGCCAGCCCCAAACUCCUCCCCUGAAACUGGUUACGGCUCGAAGCCGUGACUCUGAAUCCUGGUCAUCGCUUGAGUUUGCCAUCCAUAGUGAGACAAGCCGGUUUACAGAUAUUGUGUCUGCUCACGCAGUUCGUGACCAGCCUCUAUGUCCAGCAUCAAUGUACAUGGAAUGUGUAGUCAUGGCAGCACAGAUGGUUGAACCCAGCGUUUCUGUCAAGUCUCUUUCCUUCCAAAAUCUUUCAUUCCAAGGCGCGCUCGGCAUCAAUUACAAUCGUGACGUUUCCCUGCUUAUGGAAGGUGAUGGUGAAUACUUGGCCUGGAAUUUCACGGUUCGCAGCACAGGAAAAGAGUCAAAGGGCAGACCAACCACACAUGCCAAAGGAAGAUUCAGUGUUACGUCUCACAUUGACUUUCAACUCUAUGAACGAAUGCUUGCAGACCGCAUGAACGAAAUCUUGGUUCAUCCACAGUCCGAGAGGCUCAUGGCGGGUCGAGCAUAUACACUCUUCUCCCGGGUGGUCAACUACGCCGAGAGCCUACGUGGUAUUUCAGAAAUUACCAUCCUCAACAACCGCCAUGCAGUGGCUGAAGUGUGCCGCCCUAAGGUGUCAGUAAGUUCAAGCGAGAGUACAGCAGUGGCUGUUUGCGAUACAGUUACGUUGGAUACAUUUAUUCAAGUUGUGGGUCUUUUGAUCAAUAGCAGUGAGACUUGUCCUGUGGAUGAAGUGUUUAUUGCAACAGGCAUCGAUAGCAUCAUCAUGCAAGAUUGUGACUUUUCCGACCCCCAACAUGACACAUGGAAGGUCUAUGCCAUGGCCACUACACGCAGCGAAUCACAUGUUGCUGGCGACAUGUUUGUAUUCACCAAGGAUGGAAAAUUGAUUUUCACUGGUUCAGGCGUCCAGUUCAGUCGUUUCCCAAUCGCAAAGCUUGAGAAAGUGUUGGAAGGCAUUGGAAUGAACAGUGCCCCCAGGUCACCGAUUGGUAAUGAUGGCAUUGGAAAAGGAGUCACUGCACCGCCAUCCCCCACGACUCAAUUCCAUAUGAAUGGCCAUGCUAAAUCCACCCCCAACAGACACGGCCUAAGAGUCAGGACAACUGUGGAGAUGGAUGAGCAGACUCUGGUAGCACAAGAUAGUGUUUCAAGACGACCUUCCGCUCUCAAGUCAGCCAUGAUCAGAAACGACAGUAACUUAGGCACUCUAGGAUUAGAUUCGCUCUCGAAACUUGAGUUCGUGAACCAGCUACGUGCUCAACUGGGCAACGAGAUUUCUCCAACACAAGAUCUCUCACAGAUUGCAGACCUCUACAACAAGCUAUUUGCGCAUAGUUCUACGACAAAUAGUCGAUCUGCGCACAUCGAUCAUGUCCACGAAAUAGAACUUGACGGCCCAUCCUCUCCCACAGCAGUCAACUCUCCAGUCACGGCAGGAGACUCUCAGUCCAAAUUAAGGAUCAGGCAACGAAUCCUCGAAUUAAUUACAGAAAAUUCGGGGGAGUCUGUCAGCACCAUUAAAGACGAAGUGAGUUUACAAGACGUUGGAAUUGACUCGCUCUCGGUCAUUGAACUCAAGGAGUCUUUUGAAGACGCUUUCAGCGUACAAUUUGGCGAUUGGGAUUUUGGUCUACACCUGACUGUGAGAGAGCUCGUCGACUAUGUUGUUAUUUCCAGUAAUGUAUAG